GACAGGCGCAGAUCCACCGCAGCCGCACGUCGGUAUCUCGCAGAUCAAACACACACAUUUUUGUUUUAAGAGGAGAAAUGGCUGCUGCUCUGUCCCGUGCCCUCAAACUGCCCGGGAAGAAGGGCUCAGAGCUCGGAGAGUACGACCCCCUCACCCAGGCGGACAGCGAGGACGAGAGCGAGGAGGACGACCUCGUGCUCAACUACCCCAGGAACGGCCUCGGCCGGGACGGCUGCAUGGGCUCGGGCUCCUCCAAGCACCGGGGCGGGGGCCGCUCCGGGAGACUGGUGGGGGCCGAAGACGAGGCGCAGGAGGACGAGGAGGAGGACGAGGAGGAGGACGAGGACGAGUGGAGGGAGCGACUCCCCAGCAAGUCCAGGCAGGGCAGGGACGAGGCGAAAGGCAUGCAGUACUGGAGCCACAGGGAGUCGAGCAGGGAGAGGUCGGGGGAGGACAGGGGGGGGCCAGGGGCGCUGGGGGGCGCUGGACUCGGGGUUCAUGGCGUGGACGCGGAAGAAAAGAGGAUACGCGUGAAGAACGCCGUACGGAGUGCGUUCUUCCUGGUGCCUCUGGUCUGUGCCAUGUUGCUGGUGCUGCUGUGUGCGUUUCUGAUCCCGUGCCAAAAGGCAGAACUGGAGAAGAAGCUGCAAUGGGAGAAAGCGUUGGGAGACGCAGGAGGUGUCACUCCGCCUGCACUGGCUCUGUGGGAUGUUGACGGUGAUUCUCUGGCGGAUGUGCUUCUGAGUGUCAUCGCGUGGACCAAUGGAACUCGCAUCAUGCAAGGAAGCAAAAUUUACAGUGCGGUGGCCGUGUCUGCCCUCAGCGGCCAAGUGCUGUGGAGGAAGAUCAUGCGGGAGAUGGUGAUGUCCAUCCAGUGCGGUCUGCAGCACAGCGAACCGCCGUCACCCGUGUGUCUCCUCAUCGGAAAGUCCGUCCUCAUGGCCGUCAACGGCACCACAGGGAAGAAGCUGUGGUCGGUGGUGCUUAGGAACAUUGAAUCCCAGGCGGUGUUGCUCCCAGACCUCCAGGGCGACUCAAUCCCAGAUCUACUAGUAGCUACCCUGCCUGUGAACAAGGACCUGGAUCUGUCCCUGACUUUGAUCUCCGGUGAGACGGGAGCGAUACUCGGACGUCCCGUGAAUUUCAACCUCACCGGACAGGGAAAGCUGAUUGGUCCUUUGCUGCAUGAGACACAACAAGGCUCAUACUACAUCCUGUUUGGACUAGGGAAUGUCGAGGCCAUCUCUCUGCGAGACAUCUACUUUCGUGCCACUGGAGAACUGCCCAUAAAUCAAGCUCUUAGGAGGAAGGAUCCAGGCUGGGAAGGACUCAGGAAAAAUAAUUCCUCGUCCCUGAUACACAUUUAUAGAGGAUCGGAGCAAGUGGAUUUCCUGCUCCCUCUAGUGGACGGUUUCUGCAGCAGCUUCAACAGCCUGGACGCCACGUCCAACCUGAACUCCACCAGAAGUGACUGGUUGCUGGUGUACGGAUCCAGUAAACAGUCGGUGCUCAGACAGAAGGACUUACGGAAACAAUGGACCCUCAACUCAUCCGCCAUCCACAGUCAACCAACGCCAGGUCACUUCAACAACGACGGGAUCCUUGACCUUUUCAGCCAGUACUCAGCGAACGGCACCAUGACGGCGCAGAUCGCGAACGGGUCGAACGGGCGCCUCCUCUGGUCGGCGGAGUUCGUGUGUCCUCGCCUCGUCUUGGAAACCGCCGCGAUCUCCACCUCGACGGGCCACUCGGCGUUCCUGUUCUGGGCCAGCGAGCCGCUCGGAGCGCAGAGGAACGUCACCAAGGCGACCGUGGCGCCGGCUGUUUCCGCGGCGCAGCCUCUGAUCAGAAAACUUUUCCUGCUGCAUCCUGCGUAUCCCACAGUCCUGCUGGAGCUCGGCAGCACCACAGACACCACGGUCACAGCAGCAGUGAGUUACGAGGAGCAUCAAAAAGACGCCACCUACAUCACCGUGUCCUCCCGGCCCACGCCCGACUCUGAGCCCGGCGCUCGCAUCGUCAAGAGCAUGAGCCUGAGGGCGGCCAUCGAUAAAGGGCAAAUCGUCCGGCUGGCGGAGGGCGGGAAGGCCGGGGGCGGCGUUAAACCCGGCGUGUUUGAGGUCAACAAGUUCUUCAGGCGUCUGUCGUUCAAACAUCAGUGACCGACCACCUGCUGCUGCCCUGGACUCGAGUGAAGAUGGAGGAGACACAAGUCCUGCACUCACAACUCAUUUAAAUCUGUUUACAUCUUAGUUUCAUCAAGUAGAAUUUCAUUUCUGGUACACGACGGGGAGAGACAUGUAUGGCCUCGGUUUUAUUUAUGUACAAAGGAAACGCUUUAAUUUAAUUUAUUAUUAAGUAUAUUAAUUUCUGAUUUUUGAUGGCAGCAGAUCAACAUUAUAUUGUGGUUUAAUACCGCCAGUGAAGCACAAUAACCUCGAAGAAGAAAGAGCUUUUACAGUAUUCUGCCAGGUCAGUAUUUCAUGAUUUUGUGGUGUCGUCCGCUACUCACAUGCAUUUUAUUCAUCCUCCUAAUAGUUAAGACGUGUAAAUAUUUAACGCUGUACAGUAUUUAUUUAUUUUGUUCAUUUUUUUUAUGACUAAAUUAUGAGUCAUUGUUUAUUUUCUCUGAAUUUGUGGCUGCUAAAGGUUAUUUAUGAGGCGUUUAAAUGUAAGCUGCGACUUCACAUAACACAAGACAAAGUAAAACUGAAAUGUUUACCUUGAGUGGUUUUUAUUUUACGUUAUAGAUUAUUCUGGUUCAUUUAGACCGGUUGUCCUCAUAAGUGGACAUUUUAGUCUGCCAUCUAGUGGUAGUGAAGGGUUAAUACACCAGUCAGUGUAAAAACUUGAUAGCAGGAAUUUCAGCAGAUUGAUUCUACAGCCAAUCAUGUGACAAAGGUGUGUAAGGUACAAAACCUCAUCAAAUUUUGUUCUUAAUAAACUUUUUUUUAUUUUA
Messenger RNA from Mugil cephalus (flathead mullet), 2959 nucleotides. RefSeq names its product family with sequence similarity 234 member B (gene fam234b). Lineage: Eukaryota; Metazoa; Chordata; Actinopteri; Mugiliformes; Mugilidae. The transcript is spliced from 13 exons. The record is from RefSeq and is a predicted model, not a curated record. The coding region runs from base 78 to 2162 and encodes 694 amino acids.